UUGUUCCGUGGGCCACACAUGGGCUGACCGGACUGAUGCUUAGGCCCUCUCGAUCUCGCACCCUUCUAGCUCACUUCCACCUCCACCUCCACCUCUCCAUCUCUCUCGCAGUCGCACGCACCUACGCACGCCGCUGCCGUCUCCGCCUCAGCGAUGGGCCUCUUCGACGCGUUCUACCGCGUGGUGAUGCGCCGCAACGCCGUCUACGUCACCUUCGUCGUCGCCGGCGCGUUCGCUGGCGAGCGGGCGGUCGAUUACGGAGUACACAAGCUCUGGGAGAUGAACAACAUUGGAAAAAGGUAUGAAGAUAUACCAGUUUUGGGGCAAAGGCCAGCCGAAGAAUGAGAACAUUGGACCUCAGACUUCCCAGGAUCUUGCUUUGCGUGAAAUUAGACACCAUUUAAGCUCUGGUUUUAUCAUUUACUUUUGACACAAUAAGCAAUGUAAAACACCUAACUCCAUUUGUGAGAGUUUCUACCCAUUCAUUUACUCGAGCAUGCUAUGGGAAUUCCGUGGUGCAUUGCUAAAAACUGUUACCCAGCCACAGCCAGGGACUGAUAUGUUUGGUUGGUCCCUCUGGAAUCAGUUUAAAACUGUCGAAAACUCGCAUGCCUCUGAAUGGGAAAUGUUUUGUUAUCUA
Molecule: messenger RNA, 640 nt
Organism: Phragmites australis (common reed)
Lineage: Eukaryota; Viridiplantae; Streptophyta; Magnoliopsida; Poales; Poaceae
Product: cytochrome b-c1 complex subunit 9, mitochondrial-like
Exons: 3
Coding region: 154-345 (63 amino acids)
Biological process (GO): mitochondrial electron transport, ubiquinol to cytochrome c
Source: RefSeq, a predicted model, not a curated record